Cryptomeria japonica (Japanese cedar) is the source of this 1151-nucleotide messenger RNA. RefSeq names its product protein SRG1-like. The transcript is spliced from 4 exons. Lineage: Eukaryota; Viridiplantae; Streptophyta; Pinopsida; Cupressales; Cupressaceae. Bases 36 to 1151 code for a protein of 371 amino acids. The record is from RefSeq and is a predicted model, not a curated record.
UUUUAUUUAGUAGUUAGGGGCAAAUUAGCGUUGGAAUGGCUUCCUCUGCAAACCAUGCCGCUGAAUCUUUCAGUAAUCCAAACUGGAGUAAACAUUCCGUUGCUGUGGAGAGUGUGCAGGAGCUUUCACUGAAGAAACCCAAUGACAUUCCCCAGAGAUAUAUCAGAUCAGAAGAUGAAAGGCCGUUUUCAGCACCAUUUUCUUCUGUCUUGACAGUUCCUGUAAUCGACAUGGAAAAGCUUCUCUUGCCAUCUGACAACCAUCAAAGACAGAAGGAGAUGGGAAUUCUUUCAAAGGCCUGCAUAGAGUGGGGCUUCUUUCAGGUUGUGAACCAUGGAAUCCCGCAUUCUUUGAUAGAUCGCAUCAGAGGAGUGGCUAAUGAGUUCUUUAGUCUUUCCUUGGAUGAAAAGAAAAAGUGUGCUCCGCAAGCAGGAGAAGCUCAAGGCUAUGGUAAUAUGUUUGUGGUUGAUGAAAAUCAGACGUUGGACUGGGGGGACUUGAUGGCUUUGGUACUUAUGCCUAAAAAGCUUGUCAAUUUGGCUCUGUGGCCAACCACACCAUCGGAUUACAGAAAUAUGGUGGAGAUGUACACUGUUGAGGUAGAAAGGGUGGCUCAGAUGAUCCUAAAUCUAUUUGCUGAAAACUUACACUUAAAGAAUGAUUAUUUUAAAGAAAAUUUUGGGGAAGAUCCAAUGAUGACAAUGAGGAUGAAUUUGUAUCCACCUUGUCUUAGGCCUGAUCUAGUGUUGGGAUUAAGUCCUCAUUCAGAUGGAGGUGCCAUAACACUUUUGCUUCAAGAUGACCUAAUAGAAGGCCUUCAUAUCCGCAAGAAUAAUGAAUGGAUUCCUAUUCAACCCAUUUCUUAUGCACUUGUCGUAAACAUCGGUGACCUAAUAGAGGUGAUGACAAAUGGAAUCUACAAGAGUAUAGAGCAUCAAGCAGUGACAAACAAAGAGAAGACACGAUUAUCUAUUGCUAUGUUUUACCAACCAGGAUUGCAUGAUGAAGUGGCUCCUGCGCGCAACCUUGUAUAUGAAGAAAAACCAUCCUUAUAUAGGAAGUUUAAACAUCAAGAAUAUAUUCAUUAUUACAUGAAUAAACAACUUGAUGGGAAAAAAUCACUAGCUAACUUUGCCAAAAUAUGUGAAUAG